Messenger RNA from Trichomycterus rosablanca, 3571 nucleotides. It is a transcript of the gene slc38a7, whose product is annotated as solute carrier family 38 member 7. The record is from RefSeq and is a predicted model, not a curated record. The transcript is spliced from 12 exons. The coding region runs from base 392 to 1744 and encodes 450 amino acids. Gene Ontology annotation, molecular function: L-glutamine transmembrane transporter activity; L-asparagine transmembrane transporter activity. Gene Ontology annotation, biological process: amino acid transmembrane transport. NCBI's taxonomy places the organism in Eukaryota, Metazoa, Chordata, Actinopteri, Siluriformes, Trichomycteridae.
GGCUCAGCAGCAGCCAGAGUGAAACAACAGAAAGCAAAAUAAACACGAAUAUUAAACAUUUGAGCUCUAAUUAUUACAUUAACUAUUAAAUUAUUAAAGUUUUUAUUUAUAAACGAGUUGUUUAGGAAGGUGAAGGCAGCGCUGCUGAACAGGUCCAUCUUCCUAAAUCCAGCACCAGAACUUGAACAUAAUUUUUUUUUUUGUAUCCACCUUCAUCUGUACGAGUGCAUCAGGAGUUUUAUCCACAUCAGGAAACACCUACAUGGAGUUCAGCUCUCACACUGAUAGAUCUGAAGCUUCGUACCUUUAAACCCGAACUGGGACCCCUGAACUGAGGCCCCUGAGCUCUGACCUCUAGCACCAGUUUAACCAGUGCCCGUGUGUGAGAACCAUGGCGGUGAAUUCGGACCCCUGUGAUUGGGGGUACAGCGGGGAUGACGAGGAGAAAGCACCGCUCAUCCACUCGAACGGUCCGGCGAAGGAGCAGAGGGGCGGGACUUCAACAUUCGGGGCGGUGUUUAUAGUGGUGAACGCCGCGCUGGGGGCGGGGCUUCUCAACUUCCCCGCCGCCUUCAACAUGGCUGGAGGAGUGACGGCCGGGGUGGUGCUGAUGAUGUGUUUGUUGGUGUUUAUCAUCACAGGCCUGGUGAUCCUCGCUUACUGCUCUCAGGUGAGUAAUGAGAGCACGUAUCAGGAGGUGGUGCGAGCCGUGUGUGGGAGGGUCCUGGGUGUGAUAUGUGAGAUCUCCAUCGCCGUGUACACCUUUGGUACCUGCAUCGCCUUCCUCAUCAUCAUCGGAGAUCAGCUCGACAAGUUGAUCGCGGCGAUGGCUCACGAGUCGGAGGCGGCUGUAAGUUCUCACUGGUACACGGACCGUAAAUUCACCAUCAGCGUCACCUCCAUCCUCGUCAUCCUUCCUCUGUCCGUCCCCAAAGAGAUCGGCUUCCAGAAAUACGCCAGCACGCUGAGUGUCAUCGGGACCUGGUACGUGACCGUCAUCAUCAUCAUCAAGUACAUCUGGCCCGACAAGGACGUCAUGCCCGGAAACAUCUCCACCAGUCCGGCGUCCUGGACGGCCGUCUUCAACGCCAUGCCGACGAUCUGCUUCGGGUUCCAGUGCCACGUGAGCAGCGUUCCUGUGUUCAACAGCAUGGACAGGGGGGAGAUCCGCCGCUGGGGGGGCGUGGUCACGAUCGGGAUGAUCAUCUGCCUGUUCGUGUACACGGGCACAGGUGUUUGCGGUUUCCUGUCGUUCGGAUCGAGCGUGAGUCAGGACGUGCUGAUGUCGUACCCGUCCGACGACAUCGCCGUGGCCAUCGCCCGCGCCUUCAUCAUCGUCUGCGUGGUCACCUCGUAUCCCAUCCUGCACUUCUGCGGGAGGGCGGUGCUGGAGGGUCUGUGGUUGAGGUUCACCGGUACAGACGUGGAUACAGACGUGGUGACGGAGCGCAGACGGCGGGUGCUGCAGACGGUGGUCUGGUUCAGUCUCACGCUGGUCCUCGCUCUCACCAUCCCCGAUAUCGGGCGUGUCAUCUCGCUCAUCGGGGGUCUCGCCGCCUGCUUCAUCUUCGUCUUCCCAGGUUUGUGUUUGAUUCAGGCUAAACUUUCAGAGCACGACGUCCGAUCAGCCAGCUGGCACGCCCUGGUGGUUUACGGGAUCGUCAUGGUUACAGUCGGUGCUUUUAUCUUCGGCCAGACCACCACCAACGCCAUCUACGAGGACAUCCACCACUCGGACAGCUAGAACCCGGUCGGUCCGGGCUGGCACUGACUGAUUUACCAAACCUGUCCGGUCUACACCACUCAUGCGGGUUCCCACUGCAGUACCUCAUAACGAUGCAAGUAACCAAUCAGCACGCAGCAUCACGCCCCCUGCUGUAGAGGUGUGGAGACGGGACGCGACUCGUAACACUAUAGAAUUUUAUCAAAGGUGCAAUUUUAAAGAGAAACACAAAGAUUAGCAUUUAUUAUUAUUAUUAUUAUUAUUAUUAUUAUUAUUGUGCUUUUAUUUUGAACAGGUUUGAUUCUGUUUAUCGUAUCGUUUUUUAUAAUUUUUGAGUCAGGCUGUCAAUAGCGGGACAAUAAAAAUGAAAGUAAUUAUGCACGAUCUCUAUACACUCUGUAAAUCAGGGCUAAAUCAUCUCGAACAAAUCAAGUGCAGUCAGUUUUUUUAUUAACGUCGGAAUUAUUAAUAAUAAUAAUCUGUUAAUAAUCAUGUACAAUAUGCACUAUAGCUCUGACCUCAGUCCCACUGAAUGAACCGGAACAUCAACUGAGCCCCCAGCUAUACAAGUGCUGCCAUCUUUUGACUAAAUGGGCACAAAUUCCCAUACUCAGACAUACAUCAAAGUCUUGUGAGAAGCUUCUCAAAAGUGUAAAUGCUGUUAUUAACGCUCUGUUUUAAUACUGUUUGCUUUUAAACCGGCGUCCGACAAGCUCACGGUCAGGCGUCCGAAUACUUUUGGCCAUCGGCCUCAUGUCAACUGUUUACAGACCUAACGGUAUGUGCAGGGCUGCUUUUAUAGCAUAAGCGAGCAGCGCCUUUCAUAUUUGACUCCUAACAGGAGUCCAGGUGGCGCAGCGGGAUAUUCCACUAGCACACCAGCGCCGAGAUUCUGAACUCCUCGGUUGCCACCGGUCGGCUGGGCGCCAUCUAGCAGGCAGCAGACACGGUUCUGCUAGGGCGGGAUGACCGGACUAUAUGGGCGGGGUCUUCAAACGCUGUGUAAGGACCCUGAUUGGCAGAGUGCAUGGGUAAAAAAGGGUUCCGCUAAGAGCUGUCGGAGGAGGCGUGAGCAGCAAUAUACCCACCUCGACUGCAAUCAGGGAUCCACCAGCAGCGGAAGACAAACUGACUACACUAAACUGGGGAGAAAAUAGGAGAAAAUGCAGAAAGAAAUUAUAAAAUAUAUAUUUGACCCUUCACAAAUACCAAACACGUUAAAAGAAAUAAUCGUUCCCUUAUUAUCUCAAGCCUGUAUCAGCGUUUUAUAUAAUAUAUGAACUAAUUCAUGAUUUUGAAAUAGCGGGACAAUAAAAAUGAAAGUAAUUAUGCACGAUCUCUAUACACUUCCAUAAAAUUAGCUUUAUUUUAUCUGUAAAUAAUAUUACGCCUCUCACUCGUUCUUUAAUCCCUAAUUUUCCUCUUUCAGUUACUUGAUGAAUGUUUUUUUAGCUGCUGAUUCAGUGUUGAACACAGAACUCACAGUAAACGUUUACAGUUUGUUUACAGGCGUGUGCUGAUACGAUAUCUCACCUCAGCCCGAAAUCUCACGCUCACUCCUGCUGCUGAGGUCUCCGACCGUGCCCGUGCCUGAGGGAUGGAGGCACGCCGGGUUCCUCGUCUGUACCGCGAUUCCUCCCUCUGCCGGCUGGUCGAGAGGCGUUUCGGGGAAGGUGAGGGGGGCCGAGUCGCAAUCAGGGAAUUAAAAAAAGGGAAUUACGCAGUCGUCAGCGUUUUUGAAGCUUAUGGAGAAAAGUGUGAUACGUUGGAAUCGGCACGCGCCCGUUUGCUAAUGAAGAAUUCUUUUAAUUUUGUUUAAACUCAAUAAAUAAAAUCGAUUCAAUCAAA